This is a messenger RNA of Triticum urartu, 1350 nucleotides long. RefSeq lists its product as uncharacterized. Lineage: Eukaryota; Viridiplantae; Streptophyta; Magnoliopsida; Poales; Poaceae. The record is from RefSeq and is a predicted model, not a curated record.
GCCGAGAGCCCCAUCUUGGUGCUGAGGUCCCCGGUGAUGAACCAGGAGUUCUCGCUGGAGGUCCGCUCCGCUGCCCACGCCGUUGUUCGGCUAUACGGUUUCCUUCUCACAGUGCCGCCUGAACCGGGGACGGCGGACGACGAGCUCGAUAUGAGCUGCCCCGGCGACGAUGAGCUGGUGGAAAUGGAGUACUCCCCCGAGGGCCGGCGAUUUCUUGGAGGCCCGGCGCCGUGGUUCUCCGCCGCGGGGAGCACGGCCGGCUGCAUGCGGGUCGCCGCCGUGGAGGACCAAGAAGAAGAAGAAGCAGACUGCAAGGAGAUCCUGGUGCUCUACCGCUACGCCCCUUUCUCGGUAUCAUCGGACGGCGUGGUGGUGCGAGGGAGCACCAGGGCGCACCUGCUCCGGUUCAUGGCCACCGGCGACCACACGGCGAGGUCCCUGGCGUGGGCCGGGUCGUCUCUGAUCCGGCUGAUAUACCCCGGUGACUUCAGCGAGCAGCUCCAGGAGCUAUGGUCGAGCCUGGCGUCGCAGGUGAGCGUGCUGCCGCGCGCCGCGCGUGUCGAGGUGUUCGUCGACGUCGGCAUCCUCCGGAGGUCGGUGUUCGUCGACGACAGCAUCCUCCGGAGGUCGUACUACACGCCCGAGCGCAUGGAGUGGAUGCGCUCCGUGCUGGAGGAGACGGUGGAGGAGCCGUGGCCCGUGCGAUUCACCGGCAUGGAGCUGCACCUGCCGGAGCCGAUGCCGCGCGACCAUGAUAAACACGAAGCCGCCGUCGACGACGAUGACACGGACGCCGGUGAACGGCCGGCGAAGCGAAGGAGGGUCGUCGCCGCUGGGGAGGAUUGCCCCAUCUGCUUGCAGCUGCUCGAGGGCGACGACGACCUCGCCGCGUGGCCGGGGUGCGGCAAGCCCCACGUCUUCCAUGGCGCGUGCUUGGAGAGCGUCCUCGUGGACAGCAAGACGUGCCCUAUUUGCAGGCACACGCUGUACGUCGAGUCGACGUUCGGCAAGUAGUAGUACAAAUGUGCAACUAGCUGUUCUCCAGAAAUUAUUUGUUUUGCUGAAGGAUUAGCAUUCUUGGGUUUCAUGGUCAGUUCAUCAAUGAAUGAAUCAUGUCAACUGUAAUUGAUUUGAACAAAUCUCUGUAACUACACCGUUGAAGUGAAAAUUGUUUGUUCAAUCAUGCAAUCAUUAUGCACAAACUAGUUUUGGGAAAUUCAUAUGCAUCAGCUGAACUUUCAUACACAUAUAGUGUUUCUAGAUGAAAAACUCUACACAAACAAAACUGGAAGUGGAAAAAAAAGUUAUAUGAACUUACAGUUAUAGGAUGGAUUGUAUGAACAAAGGAAU